UUUCUACCUAAAAUUUUCAAAACAACUUAUUUAGUUAACACGCCUUUUCAUUUUAAAUUUUUUAUUCUUUUUGCUUACAUUAAUUCAUUAUUUGCUUGAUUUCUAAAAAAUUAUGUUCAAUCAUGUCUCAACCUUUUGAGUUCUAAAUAUGCCUUGAGCUUACAGUAAAAAGAUAAUUACUGCUCAAGUUUUUUUUAAAACCUGCAACGAUGAACAUAAUCUUUUAUUUACAAAAGCAAUAGAAAUGAACAUUUUAAAAAGGAAAAAUGUGAUAGUAUCAACGUCGUCUAAACUGGACGCUUUUAGAAACGACAGUAUUGAUAAAAGUUAUAAUUCCGAAAACAACGUUCCAUUUUUAGAUUCAUUCCUUCUUUCCUCACGUUUUCUUUCAUGGACACUGUAUCGAAAUAAAGCCCAGGAAUCAAGAUGUCACUAUUUACUAUCCAAACGGUUAAUACGGAGAGGAAUUCCUGAUGACUUGAGAUCUGAAGCAUGGUCAUAUUUACUAGGAAGCUAUGAGUUAUUGUGCCGAUUACCUUCACGUUAUACUGAAUACGUUAAAAAAGCGGAAUAUUCAACAACAAUAGACACAUUAAAACAGAUAGAGAUGGAUGUUACUCGUACAUUUCCAACACACGCCUUUUAUCAAACAUCCCAAGGUAUUGGACACCUUCGAAAUGUAUUAAGAGCUUUUUCUGUUCAUAACCCUGAGAUAAAUUAUUGCCAGGGUUUAAACUUUUUGGCAGGAGUCUUUUUACUUUAUAUGAAAGAAGAUAUUGCCUUUUGGUCUUUAGUUCAAAUGGUUUCCGCGUCAUCAACAAAAGGAUUGAAAAUAAGUGAUUAUUAUACUCGACAUCUUUUUGGUUUAAGAAGAGAUAUAAAAACGCUUCGAUAUUUAAUGAAGCGCCACACAUCCAAAGCUCUUUCCGUGUUAAAUUCUCAAAAUAUCGAAUUAGAUUGCAUCUGUGCUGAAUGGUUUCUAUGUUCGUUUUCUACAGUUUUCCCAUUUCCUGUUUUUCUACGCAUCUGGGAUAUUCUUUUUCGGGAAGGGAAAAAAAUUUUCUUUAGAAUAUCUCUAGCAAUUUUUAAAAUUUUUGAAAAAAAAACAUUUCAAUCUCUUUCAUUUGAAAGCAUUGUUACAUUUUUUAAAACAGAUUUAAGAAAUGAAUUGACAGUAUCCCGUAAAUUAUUGCACAUUGCAUUUCAUGGUAUAGGACACCUUAAAAGAUCUGCUAUCUCCUAUUUUGAGCAUAAAGCUUCUAUUGAGUUAGUCAAAGAAUUAAAAUCACAAGGAAUUUAUUAUAUUUUUGAUCCAAUCACAAAUUCAUUUCAAUUAUCCUAUGAAGACAAAAUAACUAUUCCUAAUUGCCUUUAUAAUGAUACAACAUGUUUUUUCAAACUUAACAAGGAUUUAAAAACAAGCAUAAAAAUGUUGAACACAUAAGCUUUGUAAAGUAAUUUAUUCUAAAGUAUAAAUUUUACGCUGAAUAUUUUUUUUUUAAAUUGUACCCAAUGAAAACUGUUUCAUUACAAUCGGAUCCAAAAAUUCAUUUGAAAACUAUGUGCAAUAUGU
Molecule: messenger RNA, 1573 nt
Organism: Hylaeus volcanicus
Lineage: Eukaryota; Metazoa; Arthropoda; Insecta; Hymenoptera; Colletidae
Product: growth hormone-regulated TBC protein 1-like
Exons: 13
Coding region: 245-1444 (399 amino acids)
Source: RefSeq, a predicted model, not a curated record